AUGGAAUGUAAUCUGAAAACUAACUCUAAAGACCUCACAUUUAUAAAUGUAAAUGGUAUUGAUACUUCUAAAAUUGACUAUUUUCUAUAUACUGAUCUGAAGUGUGAACCAUCGAAAAGACUGAUUGAUUUACCAUCUAAUGUAUCAGACCAUCAUCCUAUAUCAAUGAGAAUCAAAUGUAACAUAACUCGAGAACAACAAUCAAGGAAUUCUGGAAAACAAAAACACAAAAUUAUUUGGAAUAAGGUAGACAAAUCUAGAUAUGAAGAGACUAUCAGUAGAAAUAUUGGAGAUUUUAUAGAAAGGUUAAAUUCCGAUAAGGUUAAUAUAGAAGAGAUUACCCUUCAAGCAAUGGACCUCUUGUCUGAUACUGCAAAACAGCUUGACCAGAAGAAAACGUAUGGGAAAAAUAAAUUAAAACUCAAUGUGUGGAACAAAGAAAUUUCGGAAUCAUUAGAAGCAAAUAAAUUAGCAUAUAAAAACUGGAAAUCAGCAGGUAGACCCCCAAAUAUUGAUAACUUACUUUUAACGGAAAAGAAACUCACUAGAAAAAACUUCAGGACAGCCAUUAGAAAUGAAGAAAUUAGAAGAAAGCAUAACGAAAGAAAUGACAUUAUUAACUACAAUCAGAAUGAUAAACAGAAAUUUUUUAAAUUAAUACGGAAACAGAGGCAAAAUGGGAACACUUUCAUCAAUGAUCUACACGUUGAAAAUGAAAUAUUUGAGAGAAAUGAUAUAUUAAAAGGCUGGAACCAACAUUUUAGUAAACUGGCAAUUCCCUCUGAACAUCCUGACUUUAACUAUCAACAUUUAGCACUAUGCCAAAUGGAUAAUAUCUCUAUAAAAAGGAUAAGUGAACAUUACGCUACUAGAUAUGUAGAUUUAGACACUAUUGAGAAAGCUAUAAAAUCAAUCAAUAAAGGAAAAGCUGAAGAUGUAUUUGGUAUAUCUAUUGAAAAUGUAUUAUAUGCCGGACAACAAUUUAAAUUAUUUUUGCAUAAACUGAUUAAUCGAAUGAUCGAAGAUAAGGUACUUCCUGACAUCAUCAAAACAGGGUUAUUAUCACCAGUAUUUAAGAACAAGGGAGACAAAAAUGAUGCCAAAUAUUAUCGUGGAAUAACAAUCCUUCCCAUACUUCUGAAGAUCAUUGAAUUUAUUUUACGUAUAGACCUAAGAUCUGGCUCUCUAAAAUUACAGUCCAUACUUCAAAAAGGUUUCACAGCAAAUACAUCACCUUUAAAUGCUGCUAUUAUUUUAGAAGAAGUGUAUAGGGAAUAUAUGGACAAAAAAUUACCUUUCUAUAUAGUGCUAUUGGAUGCAAAGUCAGCCUUUGAUGUUGUUGUUCUAAAAAUGUUGUUAAGAAAAGUAUAUAUAUCAGGCACUGAUCCAUCAUCCUGGCUACUGAUUGAUGAAAUCCAUAAGAACACAGAAUCUCGAAUAAAAUGGUCAACCGAAAUCUCAGAAAAAAUUUCAGUUCUACAAGGAGUUAAACAAGGCGGUUUAUUGAGCGCAGAUCUAUAUAAGAUAUAUAUCGAAGAUCUUCUUAAUACAUUUGAAAAUACUACAUCUGGAUGUGAGAUAGGUGAAACGCUGAUUAAUGCAGUAGCAUGUGCUGACGACGUAGCAAUUGUUAGUGAAAACCCACAUGAACUACAAUACCUUGUGAAUAUUGCUGCACAAUACAGUGAAGACCAUCAUUAUCUCUUACAACCACUAAAAAGCGUAGUUAUACAAGUACAACCCUCAAACAAGAAAAAAUCUGAGGAUCCAGUAAGCAUAUUUAUAAACAACAAUGCAAUGCCAAUUUCAGACAAAUCUCCACACUUGGGAAUUUUAAGAUCAACAACCAGUCAAAAAACACAAAAUGCUACCGUUGAACAGAACAUCACCAAAUCAAGAAGAGCCGCGUACAGCUUAAUGUCAGCCGGUAUGCAUGGAGAAAAUGGACUUGAUCCUAGUACUGCUAUUCAACUAUUUAAAACCUUCGUACAACCCAUCUUAACUUAUGGUCUCGAAGUCAUACUACCAACUUCAAAUAAUCUACUUAAAUUGGAAAAAUUUCAGAAGAAAAUAUUAAAACAAAUUUUAUCCAUACCUAUAUCAGCUCCUGAUCCAAGUGUUUACAUCAUGUCUGGCAUUCUACCUAUAGAAGCUCAAAUUGAUCAAAAAUCAUUAAAUUUAUUCAACAACAUCUGUAACCAAAAUGAAGAACAUUUAGAAAAGAAAAUAGCAAGGAGGCAUUAA
This is a messenger RNA of Mytilus trossulus (common blue mussel), 2244 nucleotides long. RefSeq lists its product as uncharacterized. The coding region runs from base 1 to 2244 and encodes 747 amino acids. NCBI's taxonomy places the organism in Eukaryota, Metazoa, Mollusca, Bivalvia, Mytilida, Mytilidae. The transcript has a single exon. The record is from RefSeq and is a predicted model, not a curated record.